UUAAAUCAAAACCAUCUGUUGUGUCCCGUAUUGAAACGGCUGUACAGGCCGCGUGGACUUGAAAACUUCAAUUUCCCCCGUACAAGACUACAGGGUGAACCGUGUGGGUUGACACGGCAUGCACUCACGCCACCGCGUUUCCACCCUCCCACCCCUCCCCCGCAGAUGCCGCACGGCUGGAUUUACCGAUCCCACUUCUGCCAGCGUCCCGGUGCGGAUGGCUUCGACCACGUGGAGACAUCAGCAUCGUCGUCGUCAUCAACAUCAUCAUCAUCAGCAUGCUGCCAGGCUCCGAGCGUUCUUCGCAUCCAGGCCUAGUGUGGUCGCUGCGUCGGCGGUACGAGCAGCUCGGCACGUGCACCGCCCCGGCUGCUCCCGGUGACGCCGCGGGGGUGAACGCCCGUCCCAAGGUCCCUCGCGAGGUGCCAGCGAGAGGUGGAGGUGGACGUGGCGACACCGGCCGUGAAGGGAACGCCGGCGUGGCAGACUCAGCCGAGCCGCUGGGAUUUCCACGGCGGAUCGGGGCUCCGGAUCGCCGCUGCCUCGGGCAUCCGGCGGAUCGUUGCCGGCGCCUUGAAGAUUGUCAUCGCGGCGACCGUUUCCCACCGAGCGGACCUUGCCGCGGGCCGGACAUGAAGGCCGGCGGCCCGCCGCGCAGCGCGCUGUGGGGGACGGCGGGAUGUGGAGCGGCGACGGCCGCUGACGACAAGAAGGCCGAGCCGCCGGUCGCGACGGCCGCGGAAGACGACGAGAAGUGGCGGCCCUCGAAGGCUCCGCCGGGCCCAAGAGCGGCCUACCUGAGGCCCGCCCUCAGGCCCAAGCCUGCGCAGCUGCCGGAGGCCGCGGCGGUCAACGCCAAGGCUCCUCCGGAGACGACGACCCGGGACAACGCCCCCCGGAAGUCCUCGUUCAUGUUCGACGGAUUCCCGUCCCCCUGCCGGGCGCCCUGCCGCGCCGCUCUCCCCUCGCUAGGCCCACAGCCUGCCGGCGGGCCCACCCGGCGCGACGGCGCUCGGCCCUGCCGCGGGCUCCGGCGCGGACCGUCGGACGAGGCUGACCGGGCCGGCCACGGCACGGGGACGAUUGCGAACGGCCCGGAUGAUGAUGAUGAGGAGGAGGACGCGGAAGAGGAGGAGGUGGAAGAGGAGAGGCUUAAGGGCCCCGGCGGGGCAACUGGGCCUCUGGCCAAGCCGCCGAGGUCGCUGGCCCUGAGGGGACGCGUGACGGUGGCCGACACCAAAGUUGGGCACGACGCGUCGCCCUCAUCAUCAUCCUCCUCCUCCUCGUGCUGCACGGUUUCCUCGCUCUCCUCGCUCUCGGCGACGUCAUCGUCGACGUCAUCGUCGGCGUCACCGGCGGCGUCAUCGGCGGCGUCAUCGGCGGCCGUGGCAACAGCAGAAGGGCCGUCGGUGAUGUCAUCAUCAUCAUCAUCAGCAGCAGCAGCAGCGGUCUCAAUAGCAGCGACUUCGGCGCCAAAGUCCUUGUCGUCGUCGUCGGCGUCAUCGUCAGUGUCAGCAUCAGCAGCGGCAUCAUCAGCAGCGGCAGCAGCAUCAAUAGCAACAACCUCAAAUGGAGCAUCUUCAAAAUCAUCGUCAUCGUCGUCUUCGUCAACUAUGGCGUCAGCUACGGCAUCAGCAGCGGCCGCAAUAUCAGCAUCAUCAGCAGCGGCAGCCUCAAGAUCAUCAUCAUCAGCAGCAGCCUCAAUAUCAGCAUCAUCAGCAGCGGCAGCGGCCUCAAUAUCAUCAUCAUCAUCAUCAGCAGCAGCAGCAGCGGCCUCAAGAUCAUCAUCAUCAUCAUCAGCAGCAGCAGCAGCAGCGGCCUCAAGAUCAUCAUCAUCAGCAGCAGCAGCAGCAGCAGCCUCAAUAUCAGCAUCAUCAGCAGCAGCAGCGGCCUCAAGAUCAUCAUCAUCAUCAUCAGCAGCAGCAGCCUCAAGAUCAUCAUCAUCAUCAGCAGCAGCAGCGGCGGCGGCAGCCUCAAUAUCAACAUCAGCAACAGCGGCCUCAAUAUCAUCAUCAUCAGCGGCAGCAGCAGCAGCAACCUCCUCCUCCUCUUCAUCAUCGUCGUCAUCCUCCUCCUCCUCAUCCUCCACCACCUCGUCGCGUUGCCGUGGCGACGCCGCGUUCGACGAGGUGAGCGCCACCGUGCGCCUGCCCCGGGUGACCUCGGCUGCCGAGAGGGCGCGCAGGUUGGCCGGGGUGAGGGUCGCGGGGGUCAACCACGUUGGGGUCAACAGCAAGGUCAACAACGUGGCGGGGGUCAACAACGUUGGGGUCAACAGCGACGUCAAGGUCAACAACGUGGCCAGGGUCAACAACGUGGCAGGGGUCAACAGCAACUUCAAGGUCAACAACGUGGCAGGGGUCAACAGCGACAUCAAGGUCAACAACGUGGCGGGGGUCAAUGACGUUGCGGUCAACGACGACGACGGGGUCAAUGACGCAGAGGUCAACAACGUUGCAGGGGUCAAUGUGAGCCCAGCGAGGAGGAGACCUCGAAGGACGAGCAUCGACCGAAGUCGUCUGCCGCCUCCUCCACCUCCUCCUCCUGGGACUCCUCCGUCCAGCGUCACCUCGUCGCCCGUCACCGCCAACCCCACCACCUCCACCUCCUCCUCCAAGGGAUCGUCCUCCUCGCCCAUCUUCUACUCCUCCACCUCCUCCACCUCAACCACCACUUCCUCCACCACCAAGAUUGGCCCGAACUCAUCCUGCAACUCCUCAGCGUCCACCUGCUCGCCCAUCUACUCGGCCGUCGCCAACGCAGUCGCCUCGUCCACCAUCUCCUCCUCCACCUCCUCCACCUCCUCGCCCAUCUACUCGGCCAUCCCUAAGGCGGUCCCCUCGUCCACCAUCUCCUCCUCCACCAUUUCCACCUCCUCCACCGCCUCCUCCUCCACCUCCUCCUCCACCUCCUCCACCAUCUCCGCCUCCACCUCCUCGCCCAUCUACUCGACCAUCCCCAAGGCGGUCCCCUCGUCCACCACCUCCUCCACCAUUUCCACCUCCUCCUCCGUCACCUCCUCCACCAUCUCCGCUUCCUCUGCCACCUCCUCGCCCAUCUACUCGACAGUCGCCGAGGCGUUGCCGUGGUCCACCUCGUCGCCCAUCUAUGCCGUCGUCACCCGAUCCUCCUCCUGCCGCGUCGCCCACAAAGCCGACGACGACGACGUGUCGGCUGCCCCGUCGAAGGUGAAGAACGUUGAGCGGGCCACGCCGGGGUCUCCCUUGGCGCCGGCAGCGCCGCCGAAGAAGCCGCCGCGCCGGGCGGUGGAGGACGCGGGGAAGGCCGGCGCCUCCGGCCGCGAGGAGCCGGGAGCUUUGGCGACGUACGCCGCCGUGAACCCGUCGGGGAGGAGGGGAGACGCCCGCUACAGGACCAUCGCCGUCUGCUCCUCCGAUAUCGCGACGUUGCGUGACAAGCUGGGAGCCGGCUCUUCCUCCCCCUUGCCGAGCCCCUCGUUGGCGGCGAGGGUGCGACACCGGGCCGCGUGCCGUGCCGAGCCGGGGGACCCCCCCGCCUCCUGCGCUGCGGAAACCCGGGGGGCCUCCACCGUGGGGGGCCCGGCGGCCCCCCGAUCUGGGCCGCGCCAGCUGCUGUCGUCGCUGCGCUUGGACCUGAUGGAGAUGGUGACGGCGCGGAUCGGCGCCCUGGGGCGGCACGGGAAGGCCGCGGCGGGAGCGCCGCCGCAGGCCGCAGAGCGAGUGGCCCCCCUGCGGCCACCGCGCCCCCAGUCGGCGCGUCCCAGCGAGUGGCGCUGGUCACAGCCGGCGGAACUGUGGCACUCCAUAGCGGCACCGCUACGCAGCCGCAAGCAGGGCACCGGCGGUGGUGGUGGUGCCGGUGGCGGUGGUGGCGGUGGUGGUGGCGGUGGUGGUGACGUGGUCCGGGCAUCGUCGUUUAACCGCGCCGUGCGCGGGGCGUCCGUGGAGGGAGGGGUGGACACGGCACCCCCAGAGUCACCCCCUUCCCCAACCCUCCCAGAAAGCCCCGGUGACUCCAGCCGCACUCCGUCUCCCGAACCGGAUCCGGCUCCCGGCAGACAAUCUCGCUACCUCCUCUCCGAGCCGCUGUACCAGCGCUACCGCGAGACCACCGCCAGCCGGGAGAUCGGGCGCCAGCGCCGCGCCCCGUCCUUCAACAAGCGCGACUCGGCGCGGCCCGGCACGGGCUCGGCACAGCCGACGGAACCGCCGCGACCCCUGCCGGAACCGCCCACGGGCCCACCGCCGGUGCUGCCGAUACUGCCGGAGCCGCCGACGGUAUCGGCAGCGCCGGCGUCGGCGGUAUCGGCAUCGGCGGUAUCGGCAUCGGCGGUAUCGGCAGCGCCGGCGUCGGCGGUAUCGGCGUCGGGGGUAUCGGCAUCGGCGGUAUCGGCAUCGGCGGCAUCAGCGCCGGCAUCGACGGCAUCGACGGCACCGGCACUUUCACCGGCACCGGCAUCGGCGGCACUUGCACCGGCACCGGCGCCAUCGGCGGCUGCACCGGCGGUAUCGGCGGUGGCGCCGACGGUGGUGAUGGUGCCGGGUCCUGGCGCCACGUCGACGCUGUGGCAGGAGCUGGCGCACGUGCGGGAGAGCGGCCUGCUGGAGAAGCUCAGCAGCGACGACAUCAAGCGGCAGGAGGCGCUCUUUGAGCUGGUCAUCUCGGAGGCGUCGUACCUGCGCAGCCUGUCGCUCGUCAGCGACGUCUUCCUCUCGUCGGCCGCCCUCGCCGCCGCGAUGGAGCCUCGCGACCACCGCGUCCUCUUCUCCAACCUCGCCGAGGUCAAGGAGGCCAGCGCCAGGUUCCUGCUCGAGCUGGAGGACCGUGUGGACGAGUCUCCGCUCAUCGCUGACGUGUGCGACAUCGUGCUGAGCCACGCGCAGCGCGGGUUCCGUGCGUACGUCCCCUACGUGACCAACCAGCCCUACCAGGAGCAGGUCUACCAGCGCCUCAUGCAGGAGAGUGCACACUUUGUGAGUGUGGUGUCGCGCCUGAUGGAGGACCGCCGCUGUGAGCGCCUCCCGUUCACCUCGUUCCUGAUUCUGCCCUUCCAGAGGAUCACGCGCCUCAAGCUGCUCGUCGAGAUGUGUCACCUGUGGAUGUGUCACCUGUGGAUGUGCCACCUGUGGAUGUGUCACCUGGGGAUGUGUCACCUGUGGAUGCCUCACCUGUGGAUGUGUCACCUGCGGAUGUGUCACCUGUGGAUGUGCACCUGUAUGCCUCACCUGUAA
Molecule: messenger RNA, 5213 nt
Organism: Lethenteron reissneri (Far Eastern brook lamprey)
Lineage: Eukaryota; Metazoa; Chordata; Hyperoartia; Petromyzontiformes; Petromyzontidae
Product: platelet binding protein GspB-like
Biological process (GO): activation of GTPase activity
Molecular function (GO): guanyl-nucleotide exchange factor activity
Source: RefSeq, a predicted model, not a curated record